AUGGCGCCGGCGGACCAACAACAGCGCUCUGACAAAGGCGGGGGGGGCGGGGAAGCUCUCGGUGAGCAAAGCAAGCAGGCAAUGAGCCAGCAAAUAUCUCACGGGCUUAUUCUGGCUGGUUGGCUGGCUGGUCCUUUGGUCCAGAUCGACAGAUGGCGGGAAUACCUAGCGAAUAGUCGAGAAGUCAUCCUUCCAGGUCCGAGAGCGCUGCUUGCUUGCCUGCGCCGUCCUCAACAGGCAAAGAUGAUACAGUUAUCGCAACGCUACGCUGCAUGUCACCAUUCUAGUGUCCAGCCACCCAGGCUGCUAGUCAUGCGAACUCAACCCCCGCCUUUUCCCAAGGUUCUCAUCAAAGUUAAGCAAACCACCGCUGCCGAGGCCGCCAAGAAAAAGGAUGUUUUUUGUCACUCGCAUUGCAAUACUUUGAUUUCAUCUCGCGAGCUCGACCUUCAAAGUGUAAAGCAGGACGUGGGAAAGUAA
Molecule: messenger RNA, 480 nt
Organism: Colletotrichum godetiae
Lineage: Eukaryota; Fungi; Ascomycota; Sordariomycetes; Glomerellales; Glomerellaceae
Exons: 1
Coding region: 1-480 (159 amino acids)
Source: RefSeq, a predicted model, not a curated record